AAAGUCAAAGCGUUAAAUGGGUGGGGGUUGGGAUAUGAUAAACGUCGCCGGUACCUUACCCUUUUUCGCCGGAUUUCAAAUGGAGUAGCGGUCUGUCUUGGCUGAGGGUUGAAGUCGGAGCACCUAUCUUUUUGGCUGGGACGAAAAGUAUCUACAUCCACCCUCACAGACACCACCUACUUUUUACUCUGUUAGAGUUGAAAUAAAACGAAGGAAGAGGAAAGGUUUUUUUUUUUUUUUUUCAUUUUCUUUUUCCAGUUUUGAUUUGUUUUUCAGACAAUCGACUUUUCUUCUGUUUCAACGAUUUUUGGGGAUUUUUCAUUAUGACAUUAAAUGACAGGGAUAUUCGAUUUUGUAUUUGGUUUAUUUGUUUGUCACUUUUCUGGGCAAACAAGCAAAUAUGAAAUCCCAGUUGAUGAUAUGCACUUUGUGAUUGUUGUGAUUGAUAUUUUUCUUGCAUGACUGUGGAACGCUAGGCUGGUUCAUGUUUUCCACUUUUUUUCUGGCAAUUACGUGAGAUAACAUAUCUUGGAAGAGUAUGCUUGAUAGAUUUAGCUGUUAUUUUCUUUUUAAACUAUAGCAAUUCUAUUUUACUUUAAUUGUCCAUUGCUGAGAAGAAUUUAACAACCGCAAAACUAAGUUUAUUUACAACUAAUAAGUAGUAGUGGUAUACCAUGUUAAUUUAGGUUGAGGUUUGUUACAGCUUUAUGUUCGAGUUGAACUUCCUUAGUUAGCACUGUAUCAGAGUUUAGAGUUUUGUUGUUUUUAAUCUCUUUGUUGUUCCUUUAACCCGUUUUUUACAUGAUAGGCAGUAAAUUUAUUGGGUUUAGGUUCCUCUAUUGCCUCUCGGUAUAGGCUAAUUUUAGGUUAAAUGCCUUAAUGGUACAAGCACCUUUUUUCUCAUGCUUGGUUCAUUGACCAAACAAGCCUUAAAAAUCAGGUAGCUUGCCUGUUUAUAAAGACUGAUAAACCAGUGUGAAUGGCCUUUAGUAGAGAGAUUUUCUAGCAGCUCUUUCCACUUGCAGCCCUAAUGCUUUUUACUUAGUUUUGGGGUUUGUAAUGGCUUAUCUUUUGUGCUCAUGUUCCUGUAACAAUUGAAGUUCUCUUUUGGUUUCUGCAGUAAAAUGUGCUUUCUUUCCUUAUUUCUCUGUACAAGGGAUUAGUGAUCCAACAGGAAUCCAUCCAAUGAAACUGCACUGCCAGAAACAGGGCCAAGCAACACCAAUUGUAUCCUGAAUGAAACAAAGGUUUGGAAGGUUCUAGGUGACCCUCAAAGGCAUGAAGUUCAACUGCUGAAUGAGUACAAUUGACCUCAAGCCAGUAGGCAAUCUUAUUGAUGUCCCUUAAAAUGUGACUCUAUCAGCAAGACCAGUCCUUCACUAUUAGCUAUUGCAGUGCAAGUACCAGCCUCCUUUUAGGAUCAUAAGAGGCAGGUAGUUUUUGCA
This is a messenger RNA of Rubroshorea leprosula, 1445 nucleotides long. NCBI's taxonomy places the organism in Eukaryota, Viridiplantae, Streptophyta, Magnoliopsida, Malvales, Dipterocarpaceae. The record is from the annotation of a GenBank genome assembly.